Messenger RNA from Pogona vitticeps (central bearded dragon), 1470 nucleotides. It is a transcript of the gene SNCA, whose product is annotated as synuclein alpha. Gene Ontology annotation, cellular component: axon terminus; cytoplasm; neuronal cell body. NCBI's taxonomy places the organism in Eukaryota, Metazoa, Chordata, Lepidosauria, Squamata, Agamidae. The record is from RefSeq and is a predicted model, not a curated record. Gene Ontology annotation, molecular function: cuprous ion binding. Gene Ontology annotation, biological process: chemical synaptic transmission; synapse organization; synaptic vesicle endocytosis.
AGAGAGAGGCGCGGGCGGGGUCCUCUCCUCUGCCGAGCUCGUGUGGGCGCUGCCUCCGGUCCCUCCUCCUCUACCUGACGGAUCAGGCGGAGAGCUAGAGAGAGACGAGGCGAAGGGAAGGAGGAAGGAAGGAAGGAGCCUCGGGAGCUUGCUUUUUCCGCCGCCCAAGCGCGUGGGAUCCAGAUCGCUCCGCUUUCUCUACCUUCCCCUCCUUGCCUGCCUUCGCUCCGUUAUCCCGAGGCGCGCGGCUCUUCCUCCAUCCUGCCACCGCGAUGUUCUGAGCGGAGAGCAUCCUUCGCUAAGUCUCCGUGCCGGUCGUUCUUGCUUUCUCUCUGUUUAUCCUUUUCUUUUUAAAAUUGCUGCAUUCAACCGUUCUAAAGGUCUCUCGAGGCAAGGAGCGUUUUUAAAAAAUAAAUAAAUAAAGGAGAGAGUGGUGGACCUACACAUUCUUUGGCCAUGGAUGUAUUCAUGAAAGGAUUCAAUAAAGCCAAGGAUGGAGUUGUGGCAGCAGCAGAGAAAACGAAGCAGGGUGUGGCAGAAGCAGCAGGGAAAACAAAAGAAGGUGUCUUAUAUAUGGGUUCAAAGACCAGGGACGGAGUUGUUCAUGGGGUCACAACAGUGGCUGAGAAAACCAAAGAGCAAGUGUCGAAUGUGGGGGGAGCGGUGGUGACCGGAGUGACCGCUGUAGCGCAGAAGACGGUGGAAGGCGCGGGAAAUAUAGCUGCAGCCACUGGUUUUGUCAAGAAGGACAAACAGAAUGAAGGUGUCCCACAGGAAGGAAUGAUGGAGAACACAGACAUGCCCGCAGACCCUGAAAAUGAAGCCUACGAAAUGCCUCCUGAGCAGGAAGAGUACCAAGAUUAUGAACCUGAAGCAUGAACACCCUCUUUCACUCCUGUCUCCUGUGACCUGUUGACAAAGACAUCCUGUCCUGUACAAGUGCUGAGUUCCAAUGUGCCCAGUUGUAAACUAUUUUUUAUAGUUUUCACAGUGUCUUUUGAAGUCUUCCAUCAGCAAUGAUCGGAGCAUCUGUAACUGCACCCAGUUUUCGCUUUGGUGGCAUCCUUUCUCUGAAACGAAAGCCUGGGUCUCAGAGCCAUUGUUGGUGUGUGGAUGUUGUGGCUUCAAGGUCUAAAAUAUUUGAAAACAAUGAAAAAAAAAAACCACCUAAGUGUCUACUCCUUAUUUCUAAAGCUGUACAUGUAGAUUGUCAGUAAUUUGGUAUUGUCAAUGAAACAAUGACUUUUUUUCAAACAUUUCUUAUGAUUAUUCUUUUCUGUUCAAGGAUGGUAUUAUUGUGAAAGUUGUUAAUAUAUUUCUAUACAUAUAUACAUACAUUUAAAGUUAUUGAGCAUGAACUAUGCACCUAUAAAUAUUAACUGUGACAUUUUAUUUGCUUUGUGAAAUGUUUUAUUAAUUAGUAUCUGUAAAUAAUGGUGUCUGACUGGAAUAAAAUACAGUAACUACUCA